Molecule: messenger RNA, 2403 nt
Organism: Cimex lectularius (bed bug)
Lineage: Eukaryota; Metazoa; Arthropoda; Insecta; Hemiptera; Cimicidae
Exons: 9
Coding region: 222-2345 (707 amino acids)
Biological process (GO): protection from non-homologous end joining at telomere; double-strand break repair via nonhomologous end joining; interstrand cross-link repair
Molecular function (GO): 5'-3' DNA exonuclease activity; damaged DNA binding
Source: RefSeq, a predicted model, not a curated record
UGGCUCACCCGCUCACCGGCGCCUGGAAGUUCGAACGGGUUUUAGGCCUCGGUUUUAGUUUUAUCCAAUUAAUUGAUUAUAUAUUGUUAUAAAUUCUAAUAAUUGUUCUCAUUUUGAUAAGAUAAAAUAAAAAAUCUAUUUUUCCAUUCCGUUGUGCAGUUUGGUGCUGUUAAUUAAACCUAAAAUUAAGUUCAAAUCUUGGUUGGAAGUGAAAGCACAAAAUGGAUGUGGACUCUGAUGAAUUUGAUGAUGCAAAAAGUAACAUUGAUGCACUAUCUGAUGAUGAUAUUUUCCAUGACACUUUAGAGGAAGUCGUGGCAGAUGUUGAAUUUUCUACUGCACGCACUCACCUAACAUUUAAUUCUACCAUGGGCGGUGAUUGUUCUACCAAUGUGAACAUGAUGCCUUUACCAGAGGGUUCAGAAUCGUUGCACGGUAAAACAGGCGGUUUAAUAAAAACAGGUCUUGGAUCAAAGAAUGAAAUCUCUUCUGGAAGUUCAGGGAAUCCGAUGUAUUUUCAGAUAGUUCAUAACUCAGGGGAGAUAUCCAAUAACGCAGUUGAAAAUUUUCUGCUAGAAGAACUGAGUAAAAGUACUCGAAGUGUACCUAAGUACCUUGAUGAUUCUUCCUGUUCUGAAAUAAAUAACGUCAUCGAUGAGAUGAUUGAACAAGUAAUAAAUCACGAAAGAAAGGAUGUGCCUGUUGAAAAUGACAGCAGCCCCAAUUUGGAAAAUUUGCUUCUAAGUGAUAACGGAUCUUCAGAAAUUAUUUCUAACUCCAUUGAAGAAUUAACUACUAUUAAUUAUAACCUAUUUAGAACCCAGACAUUAAAUUCGACAGGCAUAAUGGAGAACAUUGCCGGUGCUAAACAAAAUUGUGUUGAAAAUAGUGACAUGACACAAAGUUCUUCGUUUUCAUACACAGAUUUCCAUUUGCAACUAAGUGGUGAAAACUCAGAUAAAAGCGUUACAAAUGUAACAACAAAUCUGUGUGAUCUUGGAACUGAUUGUGUUCGUGAUUCGACUGAAAAUGAGACAAAUUUAAUCCUUGAAAUGCAACGACGAGAAGUGACUAUCCCCAGCUCAAAUAAUAGUUUAGAUUUAGUCAACGGUUCUGCCUCAAGGAGUAGAACAGAAAGGAAUAAAAUCAUACCAAAUAUAGAAUUAUUUGAUGGAAACAAAUCAGUACAUUUAGUCACUGAUUACAUUGCCUUUAAUUGUCGUACCGAAAUUCCAAACGUUCAGAACUAUGUUCACUUUCUUACCUUCAUAAAUAAACAUGCUACAACAAGAAAUCAAAUAUUACAUGAAUGUGUGAAACAAGUUUAUACUACGUCUUUCAAUGUGUGGUAUCUAAAAACACAUUUUGGGAUGAAAGACGUAACAUUUAUAACUGCGAACGAAGGACAAGAAUGCAGGGUUACAAGCACGAAAAAAAAAUUCAGUUUUACAUUUUUAAAUUCAAAUUAUCGACCUGGAUCCAUAGUCGUACUUCUUGAAGGUGAAUUUGGAACCUAUUUGUAUGCAAAUAAUUGCAGAUUUAAUCCUUUCAUGUUGCUUCAGAAUCCGCUUUUGUCCUUUUCACAAGGCACAUCAGGAGGGAAGACACUAGAUAAGUUAUACUUAGAUGGAACAUAUUACUUGUGUCCUUGUACCAUCCCGUCAAGGGAUGAGAUUCUGGAAUCAUUAAUCAAUUUGAUCUGGAGUAAUAAUGAUAAAAUUGUGAACAUAACAACUUCAAUUCUAGGAUAUGAAGAAAUUUUAUCUAGGCUGGCUAAAGCACUCAAUAAAAAAAUUUAUGUGAGUCCCUUGAAGAUGGAAAUUUUGAGUAGGCUCAACCUAGCGAAGUACUUUACCACAGACAUUACUACAACAAAUAUUCGUACAAUUCCUACUGGGGAUUUUCAGAUUAAGAAAUCUAUCUGGCGGGAUAAUUCAGGACCUUUCAUAACAAUCAUUUUAUCAGCCCACUACGUUAUACAUAAUAGAGCCAUUUCAACAUUGGAGAAAUUUGGAAUACACCAUUUUCUUUACACAGAUCACAGUUCAAAUUCUGACAUUGUAAAAAUGUUGAAAUUAAUGAAAGUGAAUAAUGUAAUUGUAUUGAACUCAACACUGAAUUUACCUUUGGCUGGCCUGCAGCAUGAACUUGUUGAAAAGAGAAAAUUGAAAACGUUCCAAACAAAAUUAGAAACUGACGAACAUAAAGCUAAAUAUAUUAUGAAAUUAGAUGAAUACUCUGUUUGGUUUAACGCCAUGCAUAAAAAGGAGAAAUCGCAAAAAAUAAGCAAAAGGAAAAUGAACUUGCUCAGUGGUAAAUUGAAGUGGAUUAAUGAUAAUAUAUAAAUUUUAUCAUGAAAAUAUUUAGUUGUAAUUGUAAAAUAAACUGUUUUGAUCUUAUAAU